ACCAUUGUUAGAGGAAAUAAACCUUGCAAGGAUGCUUCAAUCAAUGGCUUGCUGGAAGAAUUUGACAAUAUCUCCGUGACCCGUUCCAACUCACUUCGGAAGGAGAGCCCUCCCACGCCUCACCUGAGACCUUCAAACCAUAUAGAAAUCCACCAGCAAGAAAAUGGCUUUGUCACCUAUUCUCAGUAUUCAAGUGAGUCAGAAACAGGGGCUGAUUUCCUUGCUGAAAAAUACAGAGACAAACACCUUCGUGGGGAGGAAGCAGACAGAUACUCCCAAAGUAGCUGUGCUCCAAAGCAGAACGGACACGUGGCAAAACCGAAACCCAGUGAGAUGUAUUUUUCUGAAGCCAAGCCUCUGAAGUCUGACAUCUCUAGGUUCCUACCAGAUUAUCACACUCCCUUGGAAACAAAAAGUAAGCUGAACGAAUAUGGUGGCCUGAAACUGGAAUAUCAGAGGACACCUAGUCACUCUUCUCUGGAUUACAAAGAGCCCUUUCAUUACACUCUCUCUAGAACUUCUCUUCACAGUCAGUGCUCCAGAGAGAGACUAGAAUACAGUGACAGUGAGUGGUCCAAGGAUGAUUAUGACAAAAGACCAAAAUCAUCCUAUGUGAACCAGUCAAGUCCUCAACCAGCCAUGAGACAAAGGUCACGGUCAGGGUCUGGCCUCCAAGAGCCAAUCAUGCCCUAUGGAGCAAGUGCUUUUAAGUCCAGUCAGCAAGGAUAUUCGUAUAGUUCCUACACCUACCCUCGGUUGUCGGAAACAGCAGCAGGUGUUCCAAAGCUGGAUUAUGAUCGAGCACAGAUGGUAGUAAGUCCACCCCUCUCUGGAUCAGACACUUAUCCGCGAGGCCCAACAAAGCUACCUCAGAGUCAGUGCAAAGCCACUUAUUCAGGCAGUGGCUAUCAGUACUCAGCCAUCUAUCACAAAUUCUCUCACUUUAACCACCAGCCUUCUCUGCAGCCGAGCUCACAUUAUACUUCCACAGCUUCUUACCCAAGCUCCCCCAGCAUCACUUCAAGUACUUAUCCUCCACCAAGUUGGGGAUCAUCCUCAGAUCAGCAACCGUCAAGAGUAUCACACGAGCAGUUCCGAGCAGCUUUGCAACUGGUGGUGAGCCCUGGGGAUCCUCGAGAAUACUUGGACAACUUUAUCAAAAUUGGGGAAGGCUCCACUGGUAUUGUUUGCAUCGCCACAGAGAAGCAUACUGGGAGGCAAGUGGCUGUGAAAAAGAUGGAUCUCAGGAAACAGCAGAGAAGGGAAUUGCUCUUCAAUGAGGUUGUUAUCAUGAGAGACUAUCACCAUGAAAAUGUGGUCGACAUGUACAACAGUUACCUGGUGGGAGAUGAGCUGUGGGUUGUGAUGGAGUUUCUGGAAGGUGGUGCUUUGACAGAUAUAGUGACUCACACACGAAUGAAUGAAGAACAGAUUGCUACUGUGUGUCUGUCUGUCCUAAGAGCAUUGUCCUACCUUCACAAUCAAGGAGUUAUUCACAGGGAUAUAAAGAGUGACUCUAUACUCCUCACUAGUGAUGGGCGAAUAAAACUGUCAGAUUUUGGAUUCUGUGCCCAAGUUUCAAAAGAUGUUCCAAAAAGGAAAUCGCUUGUUGGAACCCCAUAUUGGAUGGCACCUGAAGUGAUUUCAAGACUGCCUUAUGGAACUGAGGUGGACAUCUGGUCUCUUGGCAUCAUGGUGAUAGAAAUGAUAGACGGGGAGCCACCUUAUUUCAAUGAGCCACCUCUCCAGGCCAUGCGCAGAAUCCGAGACAACGUACCACCAAGAGUGAAGGAUCUACACAAGGUUUCAUCAGUUCUCCGUGGAUUUUUAGACUUGAUGCUGGUGAGGGAGCCUUCGCAGAGAGGAACAGCACAAGAACUCCUGAGACACCCAUUUCUGAAACUCGCUGGGCCUCCUUCUUGCAUAGUGCCUCUCAUGAGGCAGUACCGGCACCACUAAAUUCAGCUGCUUUUGUUUGUUUGUUUUCUGGGAAACAAGCGAAGCAAUGAAGUUGGGUGGUAACUGCCAAAUCAGCAGCAAGCAGUAGUGCGCACAGCCAGUGAGAAAUAAAUGUACUGCUGCUGACAUGGCUCGGCACAUCGUGAAGGAGACACAGUGAAGAUGUAUCUGGGCUUGGAAAUCUGACAUGUCGACCGUUAGUACUCCAGGGUAGAAAGCACCUUCCACGCUCGGUUAGGGCUUUUCAGCCUAAGUCAGAGCAAAAGGGUUUGGGGUCAGGCAGGAGGAACCAUUACCCCAAUGGAAGGCCAGACUUUUAUUUCAAAUCAAAGUAGAACAGCACUUCUGCUUCAGAAGAGACACUUUUUUUCUGAAUUUAAAAAACAAAACCCAAGAAGCACUUUUUAUCUCGGUUAUAGCAGUGUGAUGUAUUUUGAAAUGA
Molecule: messenger RNA, 2401 nt
Organism: Python bivittatus (Burmese python)
Lineage: Eukaryota; Metazoa; Chordata; Lepidosauria; Squamata; Pythonidae
Source: RefSeq, a predicted model, not a curated record